Messenger RNA from Aaosphaeria arxii CBS 175.79, 627 nucleotides. Its product is annotated as glycoside hydrolase family 114 protein. NCBI's taxonomy places the organism in Eukaryota, Fungi, Ascomycota, Dothideomycetes, Pleosporales. The record is from RefSeq and is a predicted model, not a curated record. The annotation marks the transcript as partial. The transcript has 2 exons.
GUUCCGGCCUUCCCAGCUGGCAGUACCUGGGACAUUCUGCUCAACAAAGGCGACGCACCAGGCAACAUCCGACAAGUCACGAGCAACAACAUCCAAGCCAUCGACAUCGAUCUCUUCGACACCGACAAGGCGACCAUUGCGGAUCUGAAGGCCACGAAACAGGUCAUUUGCUACUUCUCCGCUGGGACCAAGGAGGGCUGGCGCCCUGAUGCCGGGAGCUUCAAGGACGGAGAUGUGGGGAAGAACAUGGAUGAUUGGCCUGAUGAGGCGUGGUUGAACGUCAAGUCUGAAAAUGUCAGGAACAUUAUGAAGCUUCGCAUCAAGAAGGCCGCGGAGAGCGGCUGCACUGCCGUCGAUCCUGACAAUGUUGAUGGAUUUGUGAGUGAUGGCGGACAAGACGGCUUUGGCUACGACAAGAGCGCUUACGUCGACUACGUCAAGUUCCUAGCCCAGGAGGCUAACGCUCAAAAUCUUGCGAUGGGGCUCAAGAACGCUGUAGACAUCAUCCCUGACGUCGUCAGCGUCGUCCAAUUCGCCGUCAACGAACAAUGCCACGAAUACGCGGGCGAAUGCGCAAAAUACAAACCAUUCACCGCCCAGAACAAGGCCGUUUUCAACAUCGAAUAC